Orbicella faveolata is the source of this 1319-nucleotide messenger RNA. Its product is annotated as E3 ubiquitin-protein ligase DTX3L-like. The record is from RefSeq and is a predicted model, not a curated record. Gene Ontology annotation, biological process: Notch signaling pathway; protein ubiquitination. Lineage: Eukaryota; Metazoa; Cnidaria; Anthozoa; Scleractinia; Merulinidae.
AACGUGAUCUAUACCGCCCCUUUACCACCCUCAUUCUUUAAGAGCAGUUUUCAUUUCAUUCGAGGAAAAAGUACAACAGCAUUCGGCAAACAGUCGGGCUCUCUCAUGUCAUAUUGAGAUUCACCUCCCUCUGUUUGCAGAUUACGAUUAAGACUGUAAGUAGGUGUUGUUGCAAUUUUCUUCAGCAGAGGCGACUUUGCAUCAUAGAUGUCCGAUAUGUCUUGAUACCAUGGUAAACCCUCGAACUAUAAAGUGUGGACAUGUUUUCUGCGAAGAUUGCUUGAAGAGAGCGCUGGGUAUACUCAACAUCUGCCCCAUUUGUAAAGAGCCACAGGGCAUUGUUACGGGAAAUCAACCUCCUGGACAGAUGACUUGGUCCUCCAUGCCAUCUAGUCUACCAGGUCACUAUGGGUGUGGUACCAUCUGCAUUCAGUAUUCCUUUCCAUCUGGAAUUCAAGGUCCAGAACAUCCGAAUCCCGGUCAGCAUUACAGUGGCACACACCGUACUGCUUAUCUUCCUGAUAACAACGAGGGCAGAGAAGUCCUGCAGCUAUUACACAGAGCUUUUAAUGCACGCCUGGUGUUUACUGUUGGGACCUCGAUAACAACAGGACUUUCGAAUCAAAUAACGUGGAAUGAUAUACAUCAUAAGACCAACAUGCACGGAGGAGCCCAUGGCUUUGGUUACCCCGACCCGCAUUAUCUUCGACGAGUCAAAGAAGAUCUCGCUGCAAAGGGAAUCCGUUGAUUCUGGUUCCUACGGGCCACAGACAAGGAGACGAAAAACGUUUCGUCGCAGAUAUAGUUUUUUAGGCCUAUUGGUUCACUAAGAGGGUAACCACCACGUUAUUGAAAAUACUUUGCGUCUAGAAGAGGAUUAUUUCAUCACCGUUGUUUUUACGACUGUUAUUUAAUGGCCUGUAUACGCGGUAAAAUGAGUUAUAUUUUGUUAUAGGUAUUACUGUAAAAUAUUAAAACAGCAGCAUUUUUCAUGUUUCCAUGUGCAUAGCUAUUUUGAACUAGAGCUCAGGAGAGGAACUUAUGGGAAGGAAUGUCGCAACGCGGCUCAUAUUAUGACUUGCGCACUUAAGCCGGACUGCAUUUGACGACCACUAUAAAAUUUGAUAAAACAAAAGAAACUUGACUACUGCUUAACUACUUACUGCGGCGCCCCAGACAUCACAGACCUGACUAGGCUACUCAUUAAGUAUAGGACUGUACGUAGUAUAGUACUCUUCUCCGAACCUUGGCGAUAUUUCCACGAUAAGCGACAAUCUCAUUUCGUCCAAAAGCAAUGCCAUGCAAAAAAAAAAAAAAAA